Cooperia oncophora is the source of this 369-nucleotide messenger RNA. The record is from the annotation of a GenBank genome assembly. NCBI's taxonomy places the organism in Eukaryota, Metazoa, Nematoda, Chromadorea, Rhabditida, Trichostrongylidae.
AUGAUGAAUUUUCAAGACUUUGCAGAACUUCCACCGGAAGACAAGAUGACUCUGUUCAAAAGUUCAUGGACUCUUUGGCAGAAGUUUGAGCGCCUCCAAAUAACAGUGCAGAUCUUUGGACAGCAGGCUAUCAACGAACGGGUGAUUGUGACGGGUGAGAAUGGCGCCAUCAACCUGGAUACAGUGCAACUUGAAAUGGCACCAUUCAGUGAUCAUGAUUCGGAAAGCAUCAAAAGUAUGUUCGGUUACUUCGGAUGUCGAUUGAGCGACGAAGUGAGGCGACUACUACUAGAGAUGGAUUUGGAUCGUUUCGAAUUGUCCUACAUUCUUUGUGCUUUUGUAUGGCACGUUGAAGGUAAGCAUAGCUAA